GUUCAAUAGUCAACUGUUUAACAGCGGGGUAGAAGCUGUCCUUCAGCCUGGUGAACUGCAACACCUACAGUCCUCGAACAAGUUUGACAAAAUGAUAAAGACAAUAUCCUCUAAUUGUGCUCACCUGCUACAGACUUGAAAUUUGCAGUACACGUUCCAUUUCCAUUAUUGUCAGUAGACUCUUUGAAGUACAUGCUGUUAUAUGACGGAAUAACCAGGGAGGUUACUUUGCUCUUUAGGUGCUCAGGAGUUGACCACGUUUAGUCAAAUACUACAAGCUGGACUUGGAAACAAGAAGUGAUGCAUCUCUUUUUGAGGAAUUUCAACACACCAACCUUGCAGAUAUCCUGCAGAAUGGUUUCGAAUUAUGUCAGUCGGAUCCGCCACCUGUGUGACUUGAAGGAGGACGAAGCCUGCCGGAAGGCUCUGAGCUCUGGAACUUUCCUGCUCUUUCACGGUCUCUCACCUCUUUUGCAGAGGAUUGAGAACAAGUACACAGCACCAUUUGUGACAGCCUCAGAGCUGAACGGAAUUCUUAAGAAGCUGGGCCAAACAGAAAAGUGCUUGGAGGAAUCAGUGCUAAUUGGCUGCACAGAGAGUCUUGUGCCACAGUUUGCACUUGAUUUAGGACAAACUGAAAAGGCCAGAGCAGAAUUGCUUCUGAAGGGAAAGUUUGUUGAAUUCAAGAAAGCCUUCUUUCUCCUGGAAGGAAAGGAUUCACCCCUUCUAUCCCAGGCACAGGCCCUUCUCCAUUGGCACAGCACACACCUCUACUGUGGGAGAACUGGACAACCGACGCAGAAAAAUAUAUCUGGCAGCAAGCGUGUCUGUGGCACUGAUGAAAUAAUCUAUUACCCACAGAUGUCUCCUGUGGUUAUCAUGUUGGUAUCUGAUGGAGCACGUUGCCUGCUGGCACGCCAGAAAGGAUUUCCUCCUGGAAUGUAUAGUGCACUGGCUGGAUUCUGUAGCAUUGGAGAAACUGUGGAAGAGUCUGUGCACCGGGAGGUGGCGGAGGAAGUCGGUUUGGAUGUGUCCUCACUGGUGUAUUCCGCAUCCCAGCACUGGCCCUUUCCCAGUAGCACUCUCAUGAUUGGGUGCCAUGCAAUGGUGCAGCCAAAGCAGAACAAGAAUAAGACAAUUGGCGGCUUCUAAAGUGGCUUUGCCUGUGAUGCUCAAUGACAAGCCGCAAGUAGAUAACAAGAAUAGCCCAGAUGAUGCUGUUUUCUCUACUGUUUGUGGCAAAGGCAUUUAGCGCCUGUCCCUAGAGGCUCAGCUGAGAAGAAGAACUUGCCAUGUGAGGAUGUUUUGGAGGAAUGCAGCGUUAUCCCAAUCCACAGCACAUUGCUUUGAAACUCUGAUCUAUUUUGCAAUUUAAGUCGAGAAGUCUUGCUCCUGAGUUCUGUGAUUGCCAUCACUUGCUUUGAAUAAUCAAAUUCUCAAUGAAUUUCACGAACUUAGCUUAAAUUCUUUAUAAGAGAAGGGGAACACUUUCAUGUGUAUGAUGCCUUUCAAUGACCUCUGGAAUUACUGUAGUACUUCACAAUCAUUGAAAUUUUGAAGUUUAGGAAAUCCAACAAUCAAUUUGAACAGUGAAUUGCCGGGUCAUUAUAUAACCUCUUUUGCACUUUGCUUGAGUGAUGUUGGUGGAUGGAUGCAUAUUAGACCAGGACAUCAAAGAGGAACCUCUUUUUUCAAACUAGUGCCAAGGGAUCUCAUUCACAUGGCAGUGCGGACAGGACCUCAGUUUAACAUGUUUUCUGAUUGACAGAAUUUCUGUGACCAUGCCGCUCUCUCUCUCUGACAACCUAGAAUUUUUGCUUAAUUAUCUAGCUUGGGAUUUGAAAGCAUCACCUUCUGACUCUCAAGAGUGAUAGCUGUGUAGCUUUGCCUUCAAUUUUUUUUAAUGUGAGGAUUGAGUAUUUUUCACUUUUGGCAUCAAAAUCAGAAUCGGGUUUAUUAUCACUGACAUAUGUUGUGAGAUUUAUUGUUUUGCGGCAGCAGUACAGUGCAAGACAUAAAAAUCACUAUAAGUUACCCAAAAUAAAUAAACAAAUAGUGCAACAGAGGAAUAACGAGGUAGUGUUCAUGGACCGUUCAGAAAUCUGAUAGCAGAGGGGGAAAAGCUGUUCCCAAAGUACUGAGUGUGGGUCUUCAGGCUCCUGUACCUCCUCCCUGACAGUAGUAAUGAGAAAAGGGCGUGUCCCAGAUGGUGAGGGUCCUUCAUGAUGGAUGCCGCCUUCUUGAGGCACCGCCUCUUGAAGAUGUCCUCAAUGGUGGGGAGGGUUGUGCCCGUGAUGGAGCUGGCUGAGUCUACAACCCCCUGCAGCCUCCUUCGAUCCUGUGCAUUGGAGCCUCCGUACCAGGUGGUGAUGCAACCAGUCAGAAUGAUCUCCACUGUACAUCCAGAGAAAUUUGUAAGCGUCUCUGGUGACAUACCAAAUCUCCUCAAACUCAUAAUGAUGUAGAGCUGCUGGCGUGCCUUCUUCAUGAUUGUAUCAAUGUUUUGGGCCCAGGAUAGGUACUCUGAGAUGUUGAUGCCCAGGAACUUGAAGCUGCUCAUCCUUUCCACCACUGACCCCUCAAUGAGGACUGGUGUGUGUUCUCCUGACUUUCCCUUCCUGAAUUCCACAAUCAGUUCCUCGGUUUUGCUGACAUUGAGUGCGACGUUGUUGCAACACCGUUCAACCAGCCAACCUAUCAUGUAUUAUAUAUAUUGAGCAAUAUAAUGGAGAAUAAAGUGGGAUCAGUGAUUGAUGAUCAGAGCAAUGUGAUGGGCUUGCUUCCACGCCGUGUUUCUCUGUCUAUGCCAUAACAUGAACUAUGUGUGGAAUAAACUUCUUUCUACAAUAUCUCAUCAUUGUACAUUAUC
Messenger RNA from Pristis pectinata (smalltooth sawfish), 2869 nucleotides. RefSeq names its product NAD(P)H pyrophosphatase NUDT13, mitochondrial-like. Lineage: Eukaryota; Metazoa; Chordata; Chondrichthyes; Rhinopristiformes; Pristidae. The transcript has 10 exons. Gene Ontology annotation, molecular function: metal ion binding; hydrolase activity. Bases 301 to 1152 code for a protein of 283 amino acids. The record is from RefSeq and is a predicted model, not a curated record.